AUGGUAGUAUGCGAUCAGUUUGUGCUGUGCAAAGCAGCUCUCAUAUUUGCAGUCACAAGAUGGGUGUUAUCCUUUGCACUCAAUCUCCUGACUUCCUCUCUGUCCCUCUUCUCAGAUUCUCCCACACAAACUCCCUCAUCACCCUCCUCUUGCUGCUCUUCUUCUUCAUCUUCAUCAGCCAACUUGAAGAUUGUAAGAGACAGUCUCUCCCUCACAACGCUAGGAAACAUCGAGCACCGCCUGCCCGAGAGCAACGAUCUGUCGUGUGCCGUGUGCUUGAACAGGCUGAGGAAGAACAGCCAGGUCUGGGAGCUGAGCAACUGCUGCCAUGUUUUCCACAAGCACUGUCUUGAGAAGUGGCUGUCUUAUGAUGACCGGUUGACGUGCCCGCUCUGCCGGGCAUCGCUGCUUUCUGUGAGCUCUCUCCCGCCUGCUUCGCAGCCGGAGCCGCCUAGUUGGGCGGUGGAGCGGAUGCUUUACUUGUUUGGAGAUGAUCUGCUGCCUUAG
This is a messenger RNA of Sesamum indicum (sesame), 507 nucleotides long. NCBI's taxonomy places the organism in Eukaryota, Viridiplantae, Streptophyta, Magnoliopsida, Lamiales, Pedaliaceae. The record is from RefSeq and is a predicted model, not a curated record.